Electrophorus electricus (electric eel) is the source of this 7175-nucleotide messenger RNA. RefSeq names its product myosin XVIIIB (gene myo18b). Gene Ontology annotation, molecular function: actin filament binding; cytoskeletal motor activity; ATP binding. Gene Ontology annotation, cellular component: myosin II complex; cytoplasm; myosin filament. Gene Ontology annotation, biological process: actomyosin structure organization. The record is from RefSeq and is a predicted model, not a curated record. Lineage: Eukaryota; Metazoa; Chordata; Actinopteri; Gymnotiformes; Gymnotidae.
UAUCUGUGUGUGUGUGUAAAAGUAAGCGCACUGAUGGCUGUCCCUCUAUUUCAGACUAGCUCUCCUUCUCAGUAAGCAACAGUGGGACUGUGUGCCUUGCAUUUGGCCUCAAAGUUUUCAGAAUUUCACAUAAACAACUUAAUUUGUGCAUUUUGUAAGUCUUCAAAAGAAGCCAACGCAAGGGACAGAAUUUCUACACAAGCAGAAUCAUCAAGCACUGGGAACAUGGCUGCAGCUCCAAGCUGGCUCUUUGGGAAAGCACGUUGUCUUGUUUUCUAAGAAAGGAAGUCCCUUGUCAUGCAUACCACCACCAUCUGAAUCCUACCCAGAGGCUUCUACUGCUUUUUGGUCCACAGUGUCACUGUUUGCAUUUCAUCACUCCCUGCUACCACUGCAUCCAACCAGCACAUCUGGCAGUCUUGUGUGCGUGUGCGUGCGUGCGCGUGCGUGUGUGUGUGCGUGCGUGUGUGCGUGCGUGUGUCCACACCGCUACCACCCAGUCCACCACCAUGGCUCUGUCUUCACGCUUAAAACUCUGGGAGCAAAAGAUCAAGGAGGAGAAGAAGCCUGGAGCAACCACACAGCCUCCCCCUCCCCUCUCUAUGGUACCAGGAGGGUUCCUCAAGCAGCUUGUGAGAGAGACAGAGAAGGAGACGCGUCUGAAGGAGCCGGAGCUCAAGGAGGAGAAGGCGCCAAGUAAACUCAGUGACAACCUGGUUCAGCACUUCCUCCUCCCAGACCAGACCCCACCCAUCCUAGAGGCCGAGAUGGCCCUUCGAUCCGAACAGCUGGUGAACGGGGAGCAGGGCCGCCACUCAGCCCUGUCAGAGAAGAAAACCUCCCCCCUGAGGAGGACACUGGCUCCUGACUCCUCAGCCAGUCCUCUGGAGGUUAACCUGCAGGAACCUGAGCCGGUCCCAGGUGCAGAGAGUGGCCCCGACCUAACUGGGUCUGCAGAGGCGUCAGCGGAGAAAGGGAAGCCAAAAGAGCAACCGACGGCACCGCCGGAAGUGAAAGCAGUUAAGCAAGAGAAGGUCAAAGAAGUGAGACAAGACCCAGAGGGCCAGCAGGCAGAGAAUACUGCAGAACAGCAGCCCAGGAAACCCAUGAAGGAUGUAUGGUAUGAAGCUGGAACUGUCUGGUACACUCAUAAAAAUGGCUUUGUCCUUGCCACCCAGCUGAAGCCAGAUGACGGCACCCCUGAGCUUCCGGACGGCAAGGUGAGGGUCCGCCUCCAAUCGGAUGGUUCCGUCCAUGACGUCUCCCAGUACGAGAUAGAGAAGGUAAACCCACCUGAGCUGGACCUGUGUGAGGACCUGACUGAUUUAGCGAGCGUGAAUGAGUCGAGUGUCCUGCACACCCUCAUCAGCCGUGCCAAAGCCCACAUGACCCUCACUCAAGCUGGGCCCAACCUGCUCACACUCUGGCCCCCUUUAGCACCACCUGGCAAGGGCCUGCGCUCUCGUCGCUGGGAUGUCUGGGAAGCACCUGCCCCCUUGCAGGGGCUGGUGCGGAGGGUCUACAUGUCUGUGGUGGGACAGCGGCGGGAUCAGUGUGUGGUGGCCGUGGGCCGCAGUGGCACGGGGAAGACCACGUCCUGCCAGGCCUUCGCCCGCGAGCUCCUCAAACAAGCUGGCACAGCAGGGGGGAGCCUCAGUUUGGAGCGGCUCCAGGCUGUGUUCACUGUGUUGCGUUCUUUCGGCUGUGUGAGUUCUCCACACAGUGAUGCCUCCUCCCGUUUUGCCAUGGUGCUUUCUCUGGACUUCAACCACAAAGGCCUUGCUGCCGCUGGACAACUUCAGACUGUGAUGUUGGAGAGAUGGCGUGUGAGCCGCAGACCGGCUGGAGAGAGCAGCUUCUUGAUCUUCUCCCAGAUGUUAGCAGGUCUCAGUUUGGAGAUGAGGACGGAGCUCCAGCUGCACCAGCUUCCCGAGAACAACUUGUUUGGCAUCACAUGCCCCACCAAGGUAGAUGAGAAGCAGAGAGCGACAGUUGACUUUGGAAGGCUUGUGGCUGCCAUGAACACACUUGGCAUCUCGGCUGAGGAGCAGCGAGCCAUUUGGCAUGUUCUGGCCGGAAUAUACCACCUGGGCAUAGCAGGGGUGUGCAAAGUGGGAAGGAAACAGUUCAUGAGUUUUGACAGUGCACAGGUUGCCAGCACUGUUUUGGGCUGUGAGGGAGAUGACCUCCAUACUGCAGUCUUCAAACAUCACCUCAGGCAGUUACUGCAGAGGGCCACAGGGGGCAGUAGAGAGCGAACUUUUGCGGAUGAAAAAGAGGAAGGACCUAAACUCAGUGCAGCUCAGUGUGUGGAUGGUAUGGCAUGUGGUCUCUAUGAGGAGUUGUUUACUGCCAUUGUGUCUCUUAUUAACAGAGCCCUGCGCUCUGAGCAGCUGAUACUGGGCUCCGUGAUGGUGGUGGACGCCCCGGGCCUGCGUGUCCCCCGUCAUGGCGGCGAAGAGCGGGCCGCUGGCUUCCCUGAACUCUGCCACAACUACCUCCAGGAGCGGCUGCUAGAGCACUGCUUCACACACACCUUCAGCACGACGCUGGACAGAUAUGCACAGGAGCGUGUGGGGGUGGAGUUCGAGACGCCAGAGCGGAGCCCGAGAGAGGUGGUGUGCGCUAUAGACCAGCCAGGCCUCCAGCUGCGAGGACCAGAAAGUGAUUGUCGUGGUCUCCUCUGGGUUCUGGAUGAAGAGAUGGUCACUCCAGGUUCUACAGAGACUGUAGUUCUUGAGAGGAUAUGUCAGUAUUUCGGGGACACAGUACGUCAGUGUGAACAGUCUCUUCAGUGUGAGAUUGCUCAUCUAAUGGGGUCUGAUCCGGUCCGCUAUGACCUGUCCGGCUGGUUUGGUCUGGUGCAAAACAACCCUUCUGCCCUCAACGCCAUCUCCAUACUGCAGAACUCCUCCAAUGUUGCUGUGAAGGCUCUGUUUUCCCCCCGGGCCUCUGUGCCCACCCUGUGUCGGGCUCUGGGCGGCAUGGAGGGGGGCUCCCAGCGUUCCCUGGAGCGCAGCAGCACGGUGAGGAAGACGUUCAGCGGGGGCAUGGCAGCUGUACGGAGACACUCACACUGCAUCACUGUCAAGCUGCAAGCGGAUGCUCUGGUGAACCUCAUUCGACGUGCUCAGCCUGUCUUCCUGCAGUGUCUCACUGCUAAGACAGAUGGUGGCAGCUUUGAUGUUCCAGCACUGCGCAUCCAGCUGCACUCAACUCACCUGCUACCUGCUCUGCAGCUGUACCGCAUAGGCUACCCGGAGCACAUGUCUCUGAGUGAUUUCCGCUGCCGUUUCCAGGCCUUGAGUCCUCCUGUGAUGAAACGUUAUGGCUCAGUCUUCAUCACGCCAAAUGAGAGAAAGGCUGUGGAGGAGUUAUUGAGUGAGCUGGACCUAGACAAGAAGAGCAUUGUUUUAGGUGCAGGCAGGGUGUUUAUGAAGCGUGGUGUAUUGACCUCGUUGGCCAGGCAGAGGGACGCUCUGGUCAGUGGUUGGCUGGGUCACCUGCAGGCUGCUUGUCUGGGGCACCUCGCCCGUCAGAGGUACCGGCGCCUGAAGGUGCAGCAGAUGGCGGUGAGCUGCAUCCAGAGAAAUGUACGAGUUCUCACCACAGUGGCCACAUGGAGCUGGUGGAAGCUACUGUGUAAAGUUCGCCCCCUACUGGAUGUCAAUAUAGUUGACUGCAGGCUCCGGGCCAAAGAGGAGGAAAUCAGUUCUCUUAGAAGGCGACUGGAGAAGUCUGAGAAGGAGCGAAAUGAACUGAGGCAGACUGCAGACUCCCUGGAGACUAAGGUAACGGCCGUGGUGUCUGAGCUGAGUGAUGAGCGGUUUCGGGGGGAGUGUGUGGGUCAGGCCUUAGACACUGAAAUAGCAGAGCGACGGCGCCUCGCCAAGGAAACCAAAGAUCUCCAGACUCGUUUAGAUCAGACUAAUUCUGCUCUGGAUGUCCUUGAGAAGCAGUUAGAGGAAGAGAAGCAGAAAACCAGGAGUAAAGAGGCUCUGUGUGGCGUGACCACAGAGAGUGAGCUGCAGCUGCAGCUGGAGUGUGCACAGACAGAAGUAGAUUUUGUGCGCAGACGUUUGCGUCAGACUGAGGAGAGGCUGGAAGCUGAGGCUCAGGCACGACAGCUUCUGGACGCCAAGGUACUGGAGCUGCAGGCUCAAUUGGAGCAGUCCAAGCGCUUGGUGACAGAGCUAAAGAGGCAGUGCCGGCGCGCGACCUCUGACCUACAGGACGCCCGCGUGCUGACUGACAGCCUACAGACUCGCACACACGAGCUGGACAGGAAGCAGAGGAGGUUUGACGGCGAGCUCACCCGUGCUCUAGAGGAGGUGGAUAAUGAGAGGGAGCAGAAGCACAAGGUGAUCCAGGAGAUCACGGCUCUAGGGGCCGACGUCUUCUCCCUGCGCCGCUCAUUCCAGGAGAGCCAGGCCGAGGUCACCCACCUGCAGCAGCAGAAGGAGGAGCUGUGCUGUCAGAUCCGUGACCUGAGUGUCCCUCUGCAUCUCAACUCCGACUCCGUGCCGGAGCUGAAGAGACAGCUGCGCGAGCUAGACAGCAGGGACAGGGAGCGCAGCCUGGAGACAGCACAGAUGAGCGCCAAGAUGCAGCAGCAGGAACAGAUGCAUUUGCGCUUUGAGAUGGAACUGGAGAGAAUGAAGCAGAUCCAUCAGAAGGAGCUAGAGGACAAGGAUGAAGAGCUAGAAGACGUGCAGAAGUCCUCGCAGAGACGGCUCAGGCAGUUGGAGAUGCAGCUGGAACAAGAGUAUGAGGAAAAGCAGAUGGUAGUACAUGAGAAGCAUGACUUAGAAGGGUUGAUCGCUACCCUCUGUGAACAGGUGGGCCACCGAGACUUUGAUGUAGAGAAGCGACUUCGUCGUGACCUGAAGCGGACGCAUGCACUGCUCAGCGAUGCCCAGCUGCUACUGACCACCAUGGACAAGUCCAGCCGGAGCCCAGCCCCCGGCACCAAGGAACAGCUAGAGAGACUUCACUGCCAGCUGGAGGAGAGUGAGGCUCGGCGUCUGGAUGCUGAGAGCAUGCAGAAGACCCUGGCGAUGGAGCUGGAGAACGCUCAACUGGAGCUCGAGAGCAUCUGCAAGCACAAGAGCCUGGCGGACGAACAGCUGAGCCACCUGCAGCAUGAGAAGGCCGAGCUGCUGAAGCGACUGGAUGAGGACCAAGACGACCUCAACGAGCUCAUGCACAAGCACAAGGCCCUCAUUGCCCAGUCCUCCAGUGAUAUCACACAGAUUCGGGAACUGCAGGCAGAACUGGAAGAAGUGGAGAAGGAGAAACAACGUCUGCAGGAGCAGUUGCAGAUGAGCGUUGCGAGGGUCCAGUUCCUAGAGUCCUCCACAGUGGCACGAAGCAUUGUCAGCAAACAGGAGGCAUAUGUCUGUGACCUGGAGAACAAACUGGAGUUUCACAGAGGACAGGUCAAGAGGUUUGAGGUGCUUGUGCUACGUCUGAGGGACAGUGUGGUGAGGCUGGGGGAGGAGCUUGAGCAGUCUGCCCAGGCUGAAGCCAGAGAGAAAGAGAUCGCUCUCUACUACCAGCAGAGGCUGGCCGACAUGAAGCUGGAGAUGGAAGAUCUGAGCUCCCGAGAGCAGGACAGCAGCCGCCGUCGCAUGGAGCUGGAAAUGCAAGUGGAGGAGCUUAGUGCAGUGAGACAGACUCUACAAGCAGAUCUGGAGACAUCAAUCCGUCGUAUUGCUGAUCUACAGGCUGCCCUGGAGGAGGUGGAGUCAAGUGAUGAAAGUGAAACUGAGAGUGUACAGACUGCUGUGGAGUCCUUCUCUAGAAAGAGAGAUCUUGAAAGCUCAUGGAAGGAGAGCAACCCCUGCACCUCACGUCCCCUCCGAGCCGCCGGCUGUCUGGGGCCAGCGGCAGUGGAGCAGCCAAGUGGGAACGCCAGCUCUCUCCACACCAGCAGUGUCGGAACACAGCCUGUCUGCCAGAGCAGGGACAGCGUGUCCAGCGUGGGGUCCAGCAUCAGCACGGAGGAUGUGGGGGAGGGCAUUCGUCAUUGGCUGGGGGUCCCACGUGGGGGUCGCAAGCAUGCAGGCUCUCCCUACAGUGGGAGUACUACUGGCCGCCAGUCAGUCACAGACACAAUGAGCACCUGCAGCUUCAGGUCUUGUUCCCAAGAACUGGAGGAGAAGGCGCCAGAGAGCUCUGGAAGUCUGGGCCGGGCGUCCUCCUCCACGGCCCUGUCUGAGCUGCUGGAGGGCUUGAGGAAGAAGCGGUCUGGCUGGGACAGGGCCUCGGAGGUGCUGGAGGGCAGCACAGCAUCCCUGCCCAUCUACCAAACCACCGGGGUGUCGGCCCUGCGCCGCCGAGCCUCAGCUCUCUCAGUGGGAACUGACGAGGGUCUAGAGGAGCCGGGGCGCUCGGGCAUCUCGAAGCCACCCAGUCCGAUCCUGCCCCGGGCAACCAGCCUGCAUUCGUUGUCCGAAUCUAUACAGCCUGUGCCAACGCCGGCAUCCAGUGCAGGGAAGAUGAACCACUACAGCUCCUGUGACUCCAUCACCACGGCAGUGUCCUCCACAGGCCCCCGCCGCCAUCUUUCCAACCUCUCCAUCCCAGAGGAAGACGAGGGCGAUCCGUGCUCCAGAACCUCGUCCAGCUUGGGUUCUUUUCAGCCAGCCCGCCGCCGACUGCCAGGGGGCCUGGUGGCUGAGGGCGAGGAUGCCCAGCUGGGGGCGGAGCCUCUCGUCUUCCAGAACCGCCGCUUCCUCAGCGUCACGGACACAGCUGCUGGCGACACCAGCUCAGAUGUCCCGGCCAUCCGCAGGGCCCAGUCCACCAGCAGCCUGGCGGGCAACAGCACCCGGGGUGGCCAGCGUCGUGCCCUUAGCGUGCACUUCGGAGAACUGCCCCCAUCCAGGAUGGCACGCAGGGAUUCAGACUCAGACUCGUCUGGCUCCGGAAGUUCCCAGCAGCGGCGUGGUUUGCAGGGAGAGAGGCUGGAAGCCGAGGGCAGCGAAGGAGACGUCAACAUGGUGAUGAAGAAAUACCUGAGGAAAACUGAUGUUGAUUAAACACACGAAACGAGGGUAUCAUGACCAGGAAGCAUGGCCCCUACCCACAAUGCACUGAAGCACACUGCUAAAUAUGGAGAUCUAGUUUGAAUGGUGUUUGUACACGAAUAAAAAUAUUUGAAUCUAAGAGAA